UCCUUCAGUUCUCCUUACUUAAAAGUGUUUUUAGCCUACUGUUCAUUGCUGGGAUUCCAAAAAUGCUCAACCAGGUUGGCAGUGAGUGAGCAGGAAUUAGUUGUGUUCUUGAAGCAAUUUAAGCGGAGUCCUUGACAGCAACCCCCCCUUCCCCGCCCCCAAGUAAAGUUGGGUUACAGGCUUCCCAGUAAUACAAGGUCCAACCGAAUGGUCCAACCGAACAGUCUAGGGGAUAAUGACUUUGGGAUCAACUACCCUUUUCCUCCGACUUAUAAGCGGUUACAUCUUUUGUGGCCAGUGCUGUUCACAACAUCACCAUCUGGGAGAAAUGGUCCAUGAGGAGGGGGAUGACUCCAGCUUUGUCAAUCUUUCUCGACUGGGCUCCUCUCUGAGGGAUAAAGACCUGGAAAUGGAGGAGCUGAUACUGCAGGAUGAGACACUACUGGAGACCAUGCAGAACUACAUGGAUGCCUCCCUCAUCUCCCUCAUUGAGGAUUUUGGGAGUCUUGGAGAGCAGAACAGGUUAUCUCUGGAGGACCAGAACGAAAUGUCGCUGCUCACAGCUCUGACAGAGAUCCUGGACAACGCAGAUUCUGAAAACCUGUCCCCAUUUGACAGCAUUCCUGAUUCAGAGCUGCUUGUGUCUCCUCGGGAGAGCUCCUCUCUCCACAAGCUACUCAGUUUCUCUCGGACGCCCCCAGAACGUGACCUCAUCACCCCAAUUGAUCCUUUGGGGCCUAGCACAGGCGGUAGUAGGGUUGAGAUGUCCCUUGCAGAUUCUCCUUGGGACUUCUCUCCACCUCCUUUCUUGGAAACUUCUUCCCCAAGGCUGCCUAGUUGGAGACCCUCAAGACCAAGACCUCGAUGGGGUCAGUCCCCUCCCCCCCAGCAGCGCAGUGAUGGAGAAGAGGAGGAGGAGGUCGCCAGCUUCAGUGGUCAGAUGCUUGCUGGAGAACUGGACAACUCUGUGAACAGCGUGGACUUCCCCAUGCAUCUGGCAUGCCCAGAGGACGAAGACAAGCCAACAGCAGCAAAGAUGGCAGUGUCAGCACCUGGCGAUGAGAGCAUCUCCUCAUUGAGUGAGCUGGUACGCGCCAUGCAUCCAUACUGCUUGCCCAGCCUCACCCACUUGGCGUCACUUGAGGGUGAGCUUCAGGAACAGGCGGAUGAUUUGACACUGCCAGAGGGUUGUGUAGUGCUGGAGAUAGUGGGCCAGGCCGCCGCAGCUGGUGAUGACCUGGAGAUCCCGGUCGUGGUGCGGCAGAUUCCUUCCGGAUCCCAGUCUGUACUCUUGGAUGAGUCUGUAGGGACCAGUCCUGCCUUGCAGCUACUUAUGCCCACCAUGGAGGCCGGGACGGAAGCUGCUGUGCCUAAGGUUGACCCUUGCCCUGAUCAAGAAGAAUUAUCAUUGAACUCUGCCUGCUUAUUGGAGCCCAAGGAAAUCAUGGAGUCAUUGUCACCCAAGGAGCCUCAGAACCCACCCACUAAUGCAAUUCAGGGUUUUCAGAGAGUUCCCAGAAAGGGCAGGAAGAAGAAGAGCAAGGAACAGCCAGCAGCCUGUUUGGAAGGCUAUACCAGGAGGCUGAGAUCAUCUUCUCGUGGACAGUCUACCAUGACUACAGAGGUGAACUCUCAGGCAGGCAACUUACAGAAACAGCCGCAGGAAGAACUUCAGAGAGAGGCUGAGGCUCCUCAGAGCAGGGGGAAGCCACGGGCGUGGGCUCGGGCAUGGGCAGCUGCCUUGGAGAAGACUGGGUCUGAGGACUUACAAAGAAGUACAGGACGGGAUAGUUCUGCUGAAGAAGAUGCUCUGGACCUCUGCCCUAAGCUGGUUGACACUAGUCGAGCCAACCCCAUUCUCUCACUAAAUGACUCUGCUCAAGCUGACCCCAUGCCAGUUGACUCUGUUGAAGCUGAUGCCACUGCAUUUGGCCAGGCUGUAGCUGAUUCUAUACCUGUUGACCAGGCUUCAGCUAGUACAGCGCUGGUUGGUCCUCUCCCAGUAGGCCCAAUGCUGACUGGCCCAGUCCUGGCUGACAGGGCAAGAGUUGAACCUGCAGUGGCUAUUCCCACUUCAGGUAACUUGUCUCCAGCUGAUGCUAUCCCAGCUGACACAGUGGUAGUUGACCCUAUUCCAAAUGACCAGACUCCAGUAGAUCCUGUGGUAGUUAAGUCCAGACCAACUGACCCUAGACGUGCUGCAAUAGCAGCAGCUCAGGGAAACCGUCUUUCCCUGGAGUCCUCAAACCAGCCCACGGUCAUCACCCCUGAAGUCAAGGAGGUUCCAGGUCCUCUGAAGGUGGAAGGUAGCACCAGUGCUACAACCCCAGAAGCCAGACCUCGGCCUCUCAGCCUGUCUGAGUACCGGCAACGAAGGCAGCAACGGCAAACAGAAGCAGAAGGCAGGAGUUCUCAGCCCCCAGCUGGCAAGUGGCCUAGUCUUCCAGAGACCCCCACAGAACUGGCAGAUAUCCCUUGUCUUGUUCCACCAGCCCCAGCCAAGAAGACCGCUCCACAGAGAAGCCCUGUAGCUCUAGCAGAGACUUGUUUUGUGUCUGUGGGUACCAGCCCUGCUUCCCCUAGUCCCGAGCCAUCUGCCAGCAAACCUGUGGUUUCAGCUCACCCUGAACAGGUGCCAUCUCAUGAGAUGCCACUUGCAGUUAGACCGCCCCCUCCUACCUUGCAGUCUGUGUCUCCUGCUGGGCCCAUCCCUUCCGCAAUGCCCCCUCCUUUGCCUUUCCCUCCAGGCAUACCUCCUCUGCUUCCUCUUCCUUCAGGUGGCCACGGAGUCCCCAGUGUGCCCCCACCUCCCUUGCAACCACCUGGACUUCCAGUGUCAAUGAGACAAAUACCACCUGACCCCUAUACCCACUAUGCCCCUGUGCCACCCUGGCCUUGUUAUCCUUCUGUGUCCUCUUCCGGCUAUCCUUGUCUGCCCCCACAACCAACGGUGCCCAUGGUGUCUGGUACUCCUGGUACCUAUGCUGUACCCCCAACUUGCAAUGUGCCUUGGGUACCCCCUCCUGCACCAGUUUCACCUUACAGCUCCAGCUGUGCCUAUGGGCCUGUGGGGUGGGGCCCAGGGCUGCAGCAGCCUCCAUUCUGGUCUACUGUUUCUCCACCUCCUUUGUCUUCAGCCUCAGCUGGAAGAGCUGUUCCCCCAUCCAAUGUGGAAUCCAGUAGUAAUCCACCUGGUCCUCCUGAAGAUAAGCUUCCUGUGCCAGUGACUCCUUCCCUAAGUUCUGGGCCAGCCAGCCCCAUAGCUCCAUCGAUAGAGCCUACAAAGCUAGAGGUUCAGCCAGUGCCUGUGUCUCCCCAACCAAAACACAAAGAGUCCACCCUGGUACAAAGUCCCCAGGUCAAGGCUCCACCAUGUCUGUCUGCUGAGUGUGAAGCUCUUGGGGAGUCUGCAUCAGAGAGGCUAAAGCCUGAGGCUCAGGAGAACACAACAAAGGAGAAGCCCCCCCCUCCAGCUAGCAAGGCUGUUCCCAUACCAAGGCAGAGCACUGUCCCGAAGAUGCCUGCUGUCCAUCCAGCCCGUCUAAGGAAGCUGUCCUUCCUGCCCACCCCACGUUCUCAGGGCUCUGAGGAUGUGGUCCAGGCAUUCAUCAGUGAGAUUGGAAUCGAAGCAUCGGACCUGUCCAGUCUGUUGGAGCAGUUUGAGAAAUCAGAAGCCAAAAAGGAGUGUCCUCUCCCGGCUCCUGCUGACAGCUUGGCUGUAGGAAACUCAGGCAGCAUUGACACUCCCCCGGAGAAGAGACCCCUAGACCGGUUACAAGCCCCAGAACUGGCCAACGUGGCAGGGCUCACCCCUCCAGCUACCCCUCCCCACCAGUUAUGGAAGCCCCUGGCUGCUGUCUCACUGUUGGCCAGAGCCAAAUCUCCUAAAUCUACCGCCCAGGAGGGAACCCUGAAGCCUGAAGGAGUUACAGAGGCCAAACAUCCAGCUGCAGCCUGCCUCCAAGAAGGGGUCCAUGGUCCUAGUCCUGUCCAUGUGGGCUCUGGGGACCAUGACUAUUGUGUCCGAAGCAGGACACCCCCCAAAAAGAUGCCUGCCCUAGUCAUUCCAGAGGUGGGCUCCCGAUGGAAUGUCAAGCGCCAUCAGGAUAUCACCAUCAAACCUGUCUUGUCAUUGGGCCCAGCUGCUCCCCUACUUCCAUGCACAACUUCCCAGGAACCACUUGAUCACAGGACUAGAAAUGAGCAGGCAGGGCCUUCAGCGCCCUGUCUUGCCCCAUCCACCUUGCUGUCUCCUGAGGCCUCACCCUGCCGGAAUGACAUGAACACUAGGACUCCCUCUGAGCCCCCAGGCAAGCAGCAGUCAAUGCGCUGUUACCGAAAAGCCUGCAGAUCAGUCAGCCCCCCAGGUCGGGGCUGGCAGGGCCGCCGUGGCCGCAGCAGCCGGUCUGUCAGCUCUGGGUCCAACCGGACCAGCGAAGCAUCCUCUUCAUCGGUGUCUUCCUCAUCCCGAUCCCGGUCCAGGUCCCUCUCCCCCCCCCACAAGAGGUGGCGAAGGUCCAGCUGCAGUUCCUCUGGGCGUUCCAGAAGGUGUUCAUCCUCUUCAUCAUCUUCCUCCUCUUCCUCAUCCUCAUCCUCCAGUUCCAGAAGCCGUUCUCCUUCUCUCUCCCCUCACAGAAGAAGUGAUCGAAGACGGCGGUACAGCUCUUACCGUUCAAAUGACCAUUACCAAAGGCAGAGGGUGCUGCAGAAGGAGCGUGCUAUAGAAGAGAGAAGGGUAGUCUUCAUUGGGAAAAUACCUAGCCGCAUGACUCGGUCAGAGCUGAAACAGAGGUUCUCUGUUUUUGGAGAGAUCGAGGAGUGCACCAUUCAUUUUCGUGUUCAGGGGGACAACUAUGGUUUCGUCACUUACCGUUACGCUGAAGAGGCGUUUGCAGCUAUCGAGAGCGGCCACAAAUUGCGGCAGGCAGAUGAACAGCCCUUUGAUCUUUGCUUUGGGGGCCGCAGGCAGUUCUGCAAAAGGAGUUACUCUGAUCUUGACUCCAAUCGGGAAGACUUUGAUCCUGCCCCUGUGAAGAGCAAAUUUGAUUCUCUUGAUUUUGAUACAUUGUUGAAACAGGCCCAGAAGAACCUGAGGAGGUAACCCUGGGCACUUCUCCCCGACCCAUUUUCUCUGGAGGUGCCCAACCUCCUCCACCCCUCCCCCCACUCUAGGGGGAGAGAGCUGCUAGUGUGGAAAUGACUGUUUUAUAAUAAAUGGGAAAAGGUUAAAUAAAAACGUGUUAAACUGGGA
Peromyscus californicus insignis is the source of this 5251-nucleotide messenger RNA. It is a transcript of the gene Pprc1, whose product is annotated as PPARG related coactivator 1. Lineage: Eukaryota; Metazoa; Chordata; Mammalia; Rodentia; Cricetidae. Gene Ontology annotation, biological process: positive regulation of transcription by RNA polymerase II. Bases 236 to 5101 code for a protein of 1621 amino acids. Gene Ontology annotation, molecular function: transcription factor binding; RNA binding. The transcript is spliced from 14 exons. The record is from RefSeq and is a predicted model, not a curated record. Gene Ontology annotation, cellular component: nucleus.